Messenger RNA from Manis javanica (Malayan pangolin), 3855 nucleotides. Its product is annotated as protocadherin beta-6. Gene Ontology annotation, cellular component: plasma membrane. Gene Ontology annotation, biological process: homophilic cell-cell adhesion. NCBI's taxonomy places the organism in Eukaryota, Metazoa, Chordata, Mammalia, Pholidota, Manidae. Gene Ontology annotation, molecular function: calcium ion binding. The record is from RefSeq and is a predicted model, not a curated record.
AGUGAAUGAACGCUCUGCAGAUUGGGUGGACUCCAUUUCACUGAGAGACCCAAUAAAAAAAUAUAGAACACAUUUACAGCUAAAGCUAAGAGAGAAGUGUUCAGGAAGAUAGUCGUUGCCAGAUAAGUUAUAAGAAGAAAUUCAAAAUUCUAUACCAAAGACAUUUCAGAGGGUGGACUGUCUGUGGACGUGGUGACUGGGAGUGUGGAAAAGGAUUUUUUUCCGUCUGGAAUCAAGACAUAACAAUAGAGAUGGCGCAAACAAAAAUACAUCGCAAGAAAAGGCAAGUGGCGAUCUUCAUUAUAUUGGUGCUUUUGUGGGAGGCAGGUUCAGAAUUGAUUCAGUAUUCUGUACUGGAGGAGACAGUAAGUGGCACGUUUGUGGCCAACCUGACAAAGGACCUGGGACUCAGGAUGGGAGAGCUGGUUGCGCGGAGAGCCCGUAUUGUUUUCCAGGGGAAUAGACAGCAUUUGCAGUUUGACCCACACACCUACGAUUUGCUUCUAAAUGAGAAACUGGACCGGGAGGAGGUGUGCGGUGCCACUGAGCCCUGUGUACUACCUUUCCGAGUGUUACUGGAAAAUCCCUUGCAGUUUUUUCAGGCUGCCUUGCUAGUCAGAGAUAUAAAUGAUCACGCCCCGGAGUUCCAGGCCAGAGAAAUGCUAUUGAAAAUAUCGGAAAUUACUACACCAGGAAAGAUAUUUCCUUUGAAAAUGGCACAGGAUUUAGACGCUGGUAACAACAGCCUUCAGAGCUACAUCAUCAGCUCAAAUCCCCAUUUCCACGUUGUCACUCGCAGUCGCAGCGAUGGCAGGAAGUUCCCAGAGCUGGUGCUGGACAAAGCCUUGGACCGGGAGGAGCAGCCGGAGCUCAGGCUCACCCUCACAGCGCUGGACGGCGGGUCUCCGCCCAGGUCCGGGACCACAGAGAUUCAGAUUCUCGUUUUAGACAUCAACGACAACGCCCCUGAGUUUGCUCAGGAGCUCUAUGAAGCGCAAGUCCCGGAAAACAACGCCCUGGGCUCUCUGGUUAUCACCGUCUCAGCUAGAGAUUUAGAUGCAGGAUCCUUUGGGGAGGUGUCUUAUGCCCUAUUUCAAGAUGACUACGUCAACCAACCCUUUGAAAUGAAUGCAAUUACAGGAGAAAUUCGACUGAGAAAGAUGUUGGAUUUUGAGGAAUUUCAAUCUUACCACGUGGAUGUUGAGGCUACAGAUGGUGGGGGACUAUCAGGAAAAUGCUCUUUAGUUCUCAAGGUUCUGGACGUGAAUGACAACGCUCCUGAACUGACUAUGUCCUCACUCAACAGCCCCAUCCCUGAAAACCUGCCAGAGAUCAUGGUGGCAGUUUUCAGUGUAUCAGAUGCUGAUUCCGGACAUAACCAACAAGUUAUUUGUUCUAUAGAUGAAAAUCUCCCCUUUCUUCUAAGACCAUCAGUCGAGAAUUUCUACACCCUGGUAACAGAAGGACCCCUGGACAGAGAGAGCCAAGCCGAGUUCAACAUCACCAUCACCGUCACCGACCUGGGGACACCCAGGCUGAAGAGCGAGCACAGCAUCUCCGUGCAGGUGGCCGACGUCAACGACAACGCCCCGGCCUUCGGCCAAAGCGCCUACACCCUGUGGGUCCGCGAGAACAACGGCCCCGCCCUGCACAUCGGCAGCGUGAGCGCCACCGACCCGGACUCGGGCGCCAACGCGCAGGUCACCUACUCGCUGCUGCCGCCCGGCGACGCGCGCCUGCCGCUGGCCUCGCUGGUGUCCAUCAGCGCGGACACCGGGCAGCUGUUCGCGCUGAGGCCCCUGGAUUUCGAGGCGCUGCGCGCCUUCGAGUUCGGCGUGGGCGCGGCCGACGGCGGCUCGCCGGCGCUGAGCAGCCGGGCGCUGGUGCGCGUGCAGGUGCUGGACGCCAACGACAACGCGCCCGUCGUGCUGUACCCGCCGCAGAACGGCUCUGCGCCCUGCACCGAGCUGGUGCCGCGCGCGGCCGACGCGGGCUACCUGGUGACCAAGGUGGUGGCGGUGGACGGCGACUCGGGCCAGAACGCCUGGCUGUCGUACCAGCUGCUCAGGGCCACGGAGCCCGGGCUGUUCGGCGUGUGGGCGGCCAGCGGCGAGGUGCGCACGGCCCGGCAGCUGAGCGAGCGCGACGCGCCCAGGCACAGGCUGGCGGUGCUGGUGCGCGACCACGGCGAGCCGCCGCUGUCGGCCACCGUCACGCUGCACGUGCUGCUGGUGGACGGCUUCUCGCAGCCCCACCUGCCGCGGGCCGAGGCGGCGGCCGAGCAGGCGCGGGCCGAGCCGCUCACCGUGUCCUUGGUGGUGGCCCUGGCGGCGGUGUCGUCGCUCUUCCUGCUGUCGGUGCUGGGCGUCGUGGCGGCGCGGCUGUGCGCGAGGGCCCGGGCGGCGUCUGCGGGGGGCUGCUCGGGGCCCGGGGGCGGCCUUGCGGGCCACCUGGUGGACGUGAGCGGCGGCGGGACGCUGUGCCAGGCCUACCGCUAUGAGGUGUGCCUGUCGGGAGGCUCGGGGACCGGCGAGUUCAAGUUCCUCAAACCAAUUCUCCCCAGCUUCCCUCCUCAGGACACUGGGAGAGAAAUGGAGGAAAACCUCAGUGUUCGGAAUAGUUUCCCAUUCAGUUAAGUAUUGGAUUAUUCUAUUAAGCUCUACUUCAUAUGUUUGGAAAUCUCUUUUAAUUUGAAGUUGCAUGUUAUUGAUGCAUGUUAUUUAUGAUCUGUUUCUUGAAUAUUUUUUUAUCAUUCCUUAGAAUGACAUUUUCAAAAUCAUAUACUGGGAAUAUGUAUUUUCUCCAUGUUGCACUCAGUAGUUUUUUAUUACUCUCAAAUAUUUGGCAAUAUGAAUACAAUUUUUUAUUUUAUUUGCAUAAUUAAGAGUUCUUGAAAUUCAAUCUAUCCUUUUUACAAAAAUGAUAUUCCAAAGCACUUAAGUAAGUUGUAUUUCUAACUAUUAGUGACAAUUGUCACUAUUGCUAUGUAGGGAAAAUUUUUUAAAUCUGGGUUGGUAUUAUUUAAUUACCAAUGUAAGUCUCAUUUUGGGGUAACUCCUACAGUGUGAAAAAUGAAACACUAAAGAUGGAUAAAUGCUAAGAUAGCUAUUCAUAUUUAUGUCUAUUUCAGUAUACCAUAAUCAUCAAUACAUAUUUUCUAUGAAUAUACAUACAAAAAGGUUGAUACAUUAAGUUACAGUUUGUGAGCUUCAUGUAAGAAUAUGAUGGUUUUUAAAAAAUAAUACCAUGCCAAUUAUAAAUACUUAAACAGUUGUUGAAUGUUAUUAACAUUCCAAUAAUGAAUUUAAAUAAUAAUUUUCAAGGAACACAGAAAUGCUAAUAUUCUCUCUACAUUAUUGGUACUUUUGCCAAUAAUGGAACUUCAAUAUCACUCCUUGAUUUUCCUUCUAAACAGAAAACAACCCCACUCACCUUAAACCAUAUUACAGAAUAUGAAGUGCUUGAGAGUACAUUUUAUUUCCCUUUCUUUGUAUAACAAUUUGAAAGAUAUUGCUUAGUGAAGUCCAAAUUAUAUUUUUCAAACUCCUCCUUGUUUUUCAAGUUCUAUAUGUGUGCUACCUGCCAAGAUCUAAGUCUGUUAUUAGUGGCAGCUUAUUAGGUAAAGAUCAGAUUGUCCCUUCUAGUGCUGUGUAAGCAUCAUUUAUCUUUAUUAACCAUAAAGUCAUUUGCUUUUACAGUUUAACCCAUAUUUGAUCUUAUUUGUGUUGGUCACAUUUGUAGCAGUUUAUGAAAAAUGUCUCUUCAAUUUCCCAUCAAGGUCAGGCAAUUUAUACUAAAGUUAUGAGUGAAUAUUUUAUUUUUAUCUUUAAUAAAAUAGAACUGGUCUUAACUAUA